Mya arenaria is the source of this 2507-nucleotide messenger RNA. RefSeq names its product tripartite motif-containing protein 45-like. The coding region runs from base 98 to 1039 and encodes 313 amino acids. Lineage: Eukaryota; Metazoa; Mollusca; Bivalvia; Myida; Myidae. Gene Ontology annotation, molecular function: ubiquitin-protein transferase activity; zinc ion binding. Gene Ontology annotation, biological process: positive regulation of DNA-templated transcription. Gene Ontology annotation, cellular component: nucleoplasm; chromatin. The transcript has 2 exons. The record is from RefSeq and is a predicted model, not a curated record.
AGUAGAAAAUUUGCCCUUUUACGAAGAAUAACAAUUUGUGUCUUGGGGUUCUUUUGUUCAUUUGAAUUCGUUCAUACUGCUUCUUCCUCACGAUGCCAUGGAAGUCCCCGGGAAAAAGCUUCAUCUAAAGACAUCUGCCGUUGACACAAGCUACUGUCAGCCCUGCUCCCAGGAUGGGGACACCUUUCCUGCUGAGGCGUACUGUACUGUUUGUAAAGAGUUCCUCUGUUCAAACUGCGCAAGUGUACACAAGAAACUGAAAAUGACUAGGUCACAUGCUCUCCUUGACAAAUCCAACAUGCCUACUUCAAUGAGUGGCCAAGACGAUGACGAUGAAUACAUAGAACCUUGUGAGAUCCAUCCAAAAGAGUUCAUCAAAUACUUCUGCCCCUCCCACCAGACCCUGAAUUGCGGACACUGUGUAGUGCAGAACCAUCGAUCAUGCCAUGUUGAUGUCAUCUCAAAUAUAUCCCUAGCCUUCAAGGAUGGUCCAGAGUAUGGCGACAUCGAUAAAGCAAUCGCUAAGUUAUUUAAAGACAUUGAUAAGUGUGCAUCUGACGUUGAGAAGAACAAGACGGUAAUAGCAGAGAUUGGUGAUAGUGAGGUUUCUAAACUAAGAAGAUGUCGAGAUGAGGUGAAUAAAUACUUCGACGAAAGAGAAAAUGCACUCCUUAAACUCAUUGAACAGAUGAAAAAUAUCGAUGAAGCAUUGCUGGACAACCUGAGGCCAAAAUGUGAUAACCUGAAGGCUGAGGUAGAAGAAAUAAAGAAUAACCUUAAAACGCAAGAAAACAACACAAUCCAGUUGUUUAUAGGGGCGAAACGGGCCAAACAACUUCUAGAAAUAACACAGACCACUCUUGCUGAAAUCAACAAGCAGAAUACUAUUCAUCAAUACAGAUUCAAUAUCGAUUCGGCCACAGAGAGGCUGAUGGAAUCCACUACCGGCCUUGGCGUUGUGAAAGAAGAAGUCAUUGAUACGCAAAAUGCAUUAGGUAUACAUGUUAAAUAUUUUACCAAUGAAAAUUAUGUUUUAUAAGAUUAUUCCUUACCGAAUGGCCCAAUACGUGAACAACAUCUGGUCAUUAAGCAGUGUUUUCUUGAAACUUCCAUUAUCAAACAUCUUAAGUACCUGUUUUAAAACGUAUACACCGAAAGAGGGACCAUUUAUGACUUACACUAUAUAUGUGUUACCUUUCAAAAAAAAAAUUAUUCCAGUGUAAUUUUAUUUCACGAGAGUCAUAGGACACCAGUGUGUUGCCAAUAUUGAGGUGCUAUAUUGAGAAAAGUUUUUUUAAGUAACUUUAGCUAAUAGUGUCUAACCACUCUGGAAAAGUCGAGAUACUGGACAUGAAUGGGGACGUUAUCAGAAAGAUCGAAAAGAAUCGCUGGGGUAUGCAAAUGUUUAAACGUCCCUACCACCUUAUUGUGGUCAGGGAAAGUCGGACUGCCUUCGUCUAUGUAUCGGACUGUGGAAAGGACACCAUCACAAAGCUUGACAUGAACCUAAACGUCCUCCAGACGUUCAGGGAUCCUGCAUUGAAAGGUCCAAGGGGCAUAUCGAUGUUUGCGAACCAGCUGAUUAUCUGUUGUGACAAAAGUAUCAACAUUAUGUGCAUAAACCUAUCCAGUGGCAAUUUGAGCCAGUUGCUUGUGGAAGAUCACGGGAUACAAUCAACAAGACAUUGCGUCUACAUUCCACCCCAAAACAAGCUCUUUAUUACCUCUUAUCGUAUCGGAUAUGCUGAUUUGAACAAUUCAGUAAAAGUGUAUAAUGCAUUUAAAUAAAAGCGGCAAUUUGGACUAAUCAUUGUUUAAAACCUGUACAAAUAGAAGUGAAAAUAUAUCAACGAAGGGAAGAAGUACGUGUUUUUCUUCAACCAUACCUUUCGUGAUAUUUUGCUAUUUUCCAUUGUUACCUAUUAUCUUAGAAUGUCGUCUUGAAGCAAUUUCACAAGGUCGCCAGAGUAUGUUUUUGGUUGUCGAUCAACUUUCAGCAGAUGCCAGUACCAGAAUUUAAAUAUAACUGAUUUUUUUACCUAUACUGUUUCUCUGUAAAAUUGUACACAUAUGCAUUCACAUGAAACGGAAUGGAAAAUUAGUUUUGAUUGUUACUCUUUCUUUCCUUUCUUCAUUUAAGGUAUACUUUGUUGAAUGCUUCGAAGAAACGACAUUACCAUACUAACGGUAUUUCUAGAUGUCAUACAUAACAAUCCAUUCGUCUGGUGUCUACGAUUAUGCCUUAACAGGCGGAUAUUGGCAUUGUAUUUAGCAUAUGUUGAAUGAAAGGUUUGCUUACUAUACAGCUAAUCUGUACAAACGCCUACAAAAUGGUGUCCUCCUAUAUAUUUUCUGUGAAGAUUGAAUUGAUUUCCAUUAACACGUAAAAACGCUAUAGCUGAGAUACGAAAAAUUUCUGUAAAACCUUUAUUGCUCUAUUUCAAAAUAGCUUGUAUUUCUUGAAAUAUUCAUUAAUAAUUGCAAAUAAACGUUUGCGAAGCAAAGUA